AUGUCCCUUGGUGUCGGCAUCCAGUCCGUAAUCUUCUACGUCCUAUCCUGCAGCGCCUGCUCCAAGAUCUCCCACCGCCACAAAGCCAAAGUCGAAGCGAAGCGCGAGCGCGCCGAAAAGAGGAAGCUGGAAACAGACCAACCGGGUCUAUACCACCACCCGUCGCCAUUCAACACGAAUCCCUUCUGGGAUGAGGAAAUCACACUGGGUCCUGGCCCAUCGAGUCGGAAGAACGGGAGCAAGGACACGAGUUCGAGAGCGCUGCAUACCGCGGGGAAUGCGAGCAGUAUAGCGGCUAGCGUGGCGCCGAGUUCGCAGGCGCCGAGUAGUCCAACGAUAGUCCCAGAUGACCAGCGAUUGAGCGGGGGUGACUGGAACCGCAAGCGGUACCAGCGCGAAGACGAAGAGCUCUGGGGCGUCGACACAAUCAAAGCCGGACAACGGCGUGUACGCGACGCCUUUGCCACGGCGCAGGUCUCUGUCGGCUCAAAGCUGCGAGCUAUGGAGGAGCGGCUGGGCAAGUUUGGAACAGUCAAGGAGGAGGACACGCAUCCGUACUACGUGUCGCGCAACCCUCCCGUCAACGACCUGCAUCCUCCCGUCGUGAGCAGCCAUCCGUUCCAGAAGGGCGGGAUGCGCUGGAUGAUGCAGCCGCCGCCGUCGGCGAGCGUUAUGUCGGGGAAGCAGCAUCCGUCUGCGAGUAGUAUCUCGAUUCCGCGCAGUCGCAGCGGCAGCAGAGCUAGUACGCUACCACCGAGCACGCCGAAUCUGAAUCGUCAGGUUACUGGGCGCGUGGUGGAGGAGAAGCUGCGCAGGGGCGAGACGCCGUCGGAUGCGGAGAUACGCGUGCUGUCGCGGUAUAUUUCGGGCGCGAAGACGCUUAGCUCUGUGAAAUCGCUGGAGCCGCUGCAGAGGGUUAGUCGGACGAGGAGCUACUCCUCGAGCGAUGCGGAGGAUGAGAGUGAAGCCCCCAGCCCGAGUAGAGGAGGGAACGGGUAUAAAAGCGAAGAAAACAGACAGGGUAAGCUGUCGCCGAUCUUCUCGUCGGCGGCGCAGAGGAGGGUGAGCCAGGAUUCGAUUGAGGAUGUGGCACUGGCUAGUGGUGAGGGGGGGGUGGCACCAGCGGUGUCAGGAUCGAAGAAGGGGAAGGCGGAGAGGAGGAAGAAGGAGCGCAGCUGGAGGGAGAGGCCGACUAGUCCGCAGAGCUGA
Pseudogymnoascus destructans is the source of this 1209-nucleotide messenger RNA. RefSeq lists its product as uncharacterized. Lineage: Eukaryota; Fungi; Ascomycota; Leotiomycetes; Thelebolales; Thelebolaceae. The coding region runs from base 1 to 1209 and encodes 402 amino acids. The record is from RefSeq and is a predicted model, not a curated record. The transcript has a single exon.